AUGUCAAUCCCAGAGGAUUUGAUCCCGCAGCUGGGCCCGUCGCCGGAGGGACGGUCGGUGCAUGGCACCAGCGAGCUGCACUUGUUGGUACUAUCCCUCAACCGUCAAGCCAAAAAAGUCCGUGUUAUUCGUGCCCAGAGGAAGUCGGGUGGCAUCUUCAAGGCCCACACCCACCACAACAAGAACCCCGCGCGUCACCGCAACCUCGACUUUGCCGAGAAGAACGGUUACGUCCGUGGUGUCGUUCGCGAGAUCAUCCACGACGCUGGUCGUGGUGCCCCCCUCGCGACCGUCGUCUUCCGUGACCCCUACCGCUACAAGCUCCGCAAGGAGACCUUCAUCGCUGCGGAGGGUGUCUCGACCGGCUCGUUCAUCUACGCCGGCAAGAAGGCUGCCCUCUCGGUCGGCAACAUCCUCCCUCUCUCGGCUUGCCCUGAGGGUACCGUCAUCUUCAACGUUGAGGAGAAGAUCGGUGACCGCGGAGCGCUUGCGCGCACUUCGGGCAACUACGCGACCAUCAUUGGCCACUCUGAGGACGGCAAGACCCGCAUUCGUCUCCCUUCGGGCGCCAAGAAGACCGUUCCUUCGCGUGCUCGCGCGACCGUCGGUGUCGCCGCUGGUGGUGGCCGUGUCGACAAGCCCUUCCUCAAGGCUGGUCGCAAGUACCACGCCAUGCGCGCCAAGCGCAACUCGUGGCCUCGCACUCGUGGUGUGGCGAUGAACCCUGUCGACCACCCCCACGGUGGUGGUAACCACCAGCACAUUGGUCACGCCUCGACCAUGGCUCGCGACGCCAGCGCAGAGUUUAUGCUGAUACCUUACGCCGGUCUCAUUGCUGCCCGCCGUACCGGCAAGAAGCGCGGCACCAUCCAGGUCAAGGAUGCGUAA
This is a messenger RNA of Cutaneotrichosporon oleaginosum, 888 nucleotides long. The record is from RefSeq and is a predicted model, not a curated record. NCBI's taxonomy places the organism in Eukaryota, Fungi, Basidiomycota, Tremellomycetes, Trichosporonales, Trichosporonaceae.